Temnothorax curvispinosus is the source of this 3304-nucleotide messenger RNA. Its product is annotated as G patch domain-containing protein 1 homolog. Gene Ontology annotation, molecular function: RNA binding. Gene Ontology annotation, biological process: mRNA processing. Bases 214 to 3033 code for a protein of 939 amino acids. The transcript has 3 exons. Gene Ontology annotation, cellular component: nucleus. The record is from RefSeq and is a predicted model, not a curated record. Lineage: Eukaryota; Metazoa; Arthropoda; Insecta; Hymenoptera; Formicidae.
GGCUGCGUUUGUUCGCGAUUUACCGUCGCGACCAAUGAACUCGCGUGCUCACGUCAGAGCCGUCUGCUGAGUUUUGUUAUGCGUGUCUCUCUCUUAACCUCAAACGCGCUCUGCGCGACAGCGAUUUUAACGGUAAUUUAACAGCUGAAGAGACCUUGUCACGCUUGAUUAAAUCAAACGAGAAGAUUACACCGGAAUUUGAUUCCUCUCGAAAUGGGCGAUUCAGACGAGGAGAAUUACGCGACGUUCGGCGUUCCUCUUGAUCCCUUGGACGAAGAGAACAUCCCGCGAAAGAAGCCCGUUACGAUCGAGGAUCAAUUUGCCUACGACGCCCAAGGUAGACGUAGGUUUCACGGGGCGUUUACAGGCGGUUUCUCAGCAGGAUAUUUCAACACUGUCGGUACUCGCGAUGGAUGGAGACCGCAACAGUUCAAGUCUUCCAGGAGUAGCAAGGCGGAUAAUGUCCUUCAACGACCGGAGGACUUUAUGGACGAGGAGGACACCGGUCUGUUCGGGAUUGCUCCUAAAGGUAUUCGAGCUACCAGCGAUUAUGCUGAUCAUGGACAGAGAGGAAAGAAGAGGGAGAGGAUAACUCAAGAAGGACCUAUUCCUGGUACUCCCAUCUUAAAAGAGCUUCUAAAACCUGUCAAAGAAACAGUAGGUAUCAUCCUGCUCAAGAAAAUGGGUUGGAAACCUGGCCAAGGUGUGGGCUCCAGACUGACGAAAAAAGAAAAGCAGAAGAUAAAGCUACGUAAUGAGAAAUUAAGAUUAGGGCGGAAUAAUCUCGAAAUGGUAGGGAGCAAUUCUGAGGAUUCCGAUGAUGACUCUACCAAUAUUACUUUUGCACCUGAUGAUUAUGAGCCAUUCAGAUGCAAGCCAAAGGACAAUUAUUUUGGCAUUGGUUAUUCGGGUCUAGACAGGCGGAAAGUCCUUUCCGGUCAUAUCAAUCUUUUUGAUACCCCGGCAUUUUGCGUCAAGGAUAAAAACAAAAAAUUGUCGAUUCACGGACAAGCGUUUGGAGUUGGUGCUUUUGAAGCUGACGAUGAGGAUAUAUACGAGAGAGAAGACAUGUCGCGUUAUGACUUUACUUUAGGUCCCGAACGUAAGACUAACAAUAAGACGAGGUGGUCCCAAGAAGGCUCGAGUAGCUCGCAAACCGAUUGCCUUGAGGGUUUUAUCCGCGCGAAGGAGAGACUUGAGAGCAAGAAAGUUUUUAAAGCUCCAGAAUUACCAAAGGAUUUUGCACCAGUGCACGCUAUUAGGAAAAGCAGAUUUUAUCCGCCGAUUGCAGCCCCAGUAGAUAAUAAACGUAAGGAGCCAUUGAAUGCCAUAGAUAGAGCGCGGAUUUUAGAAGACUCCGAUGAACGUUUCAAGAAACCACAGGCUUCUUCAAGUACAUCCGUUGCCGCUAAUAUUAUUUCAAAAACCUUGAAUUUACAUGGUAAACAACAAACGGAGGAGAGAGAAAACGUGGAGAGUCAGCGGAAGACGACAGGUAACUCUUGGUUGGAUAAAUUGAACGUGCAAAACUUUGUCAAAGGCGCCAUUGUCGGUUCGAGACCGGACGAUACAGGUAGUUUAAAGAAGUUGGAAGAUUUUAAAGAAUCUUUGUCGACAUCUGCGCAAUCAAACAUAGAAAAAUCGACGGAAAGCGAUUCCUUGAAGAAGAGUGAAACAAGUAAAUUGUUCUUGUCUAAUCCGGAUAAACAGAAACGAUUCGAGCAGUAUCUUAUCUUCUCGAAGAACGGUGAGAAGGACAAGUUCGAAAGUAUUCAACCACUUUCUAUGACCGAUUGGGAGAGAGAGCAAGAACGCGAGGAAUUCGAGCAAGCGACAAAACUGGAGCAGUCGAAUACGUAUAUGGCAGACAAGUUUGUACAUAGCGCUGAUCAUACGACGGACAGAAUGGAUCCGGAAAAGGACGUAAAGGAAGCGGUGAGAUUGAAAAUGUUUGGCAAACUUACGCGACAGCGAAGCGAAUGGAAACCGGCGAGUAUCGUUUGCAAGAGAUUCAAUAUUCCCGAACCAAAAGUUGGCUGUGCGACGAUUGCAACGGAUCGGAAAUCGGCGAGAUUCUCCGUUUUUGAUUCUUUGGAUUGGUGUAGUUCAUCGAAAUUCACGAAAGCUACGGAUACAGUUGAGACACAGGUGGAAGAAGUUACCCGAUCGAAGGAGAAAACGGAAGAAAAUAUAAACAAAACGAUUUCCAACACUGGUUCCAAUAAUAUUCCAUCUAACAUCUACCAACCUUCAGAACCCAUCUCUGAGAAAUUUAAAAUCUUCGAAGCUUCCUACGAAAAAGUUUUCGGCAAAGGUAUUCCUUCCGCAACGUCGAAAGAUGUCAAACAGGAUGUGAGAGAUAAUUUAGAAGAUAAAACAGGAUUAGAAGAGAAAAAAGAAAUAGAUUCCGAGCCGGUAUCUGUGCUUAAAGAUCAAUCAGAAGAAAAGAAGGAUCUAUUCAAAGCAAUUUUCCUCAGCAGCAGCGAAGAUUCCGAUAGCGAGACGGAGGAUAAUGUUGACAGCGAGACUGUCAAAUCGAUUUUGAUCGGGAAAGAUCCGAAAGAGUUAAAUGUGCAACGCAACACAUCGCCACCGCGAGGUAUCUUCGCGAAAUUGGAUCUCGACAGCUUGGUGACGCAACCGAAAUGCAUUAAUGAUGAAAGUACGACUUGUAAAAUUUCGGAAACUAGUUUGCCAAUUACCGGUGAAUCGCGGAACGAUGCCACGGAUCAUAACGAUGUAAUUGAUGACGCAGAGAUUGCAGUACUGCCAGAUAUGUAUGGUCCGGUUCUGCCUCAGAGAUUGUUGAAACAGGACAACGCUGCAACGACGACAGAAGCUGAUAACGCCAAACAACUGAAACCAGUAUUUCGAAGCGUCGUGGUGUCGAAAACUACGGAGGAUUCGAAACUCGGCGGAAAAUGGGUGGAACGAGACAAAGUGAAAAAAUCGAAGAAGAAACACAAGCAUAAGGAACAUAAAAGCCCUAAACACAAGAAGAAGUCUAAGAAAGAGAAACGUUCGAAACGUUGAUUUCUCCCUAUUUUCUCUUGGGAAUUCAAGCAAUAUAAAUGAUAAAUUGAUUUAUAAUCGCCUGAUGGAAAUACCUGUCAAAGAACACAACACAAUUGUAUAUAAGAAUGUUCGAAAUACUUCAUACUUCAUACUCAACUAAAACUGUUCCAUAUAUUUAUUAAUUAAUGUUUAUGCGCUUACUUGGCGAUACAUAUAUGUACAUCUGUAACAUAGACUGAAAAUAUAUAAUGUUUGAACUGUGAUCUACAGUUCUGAGCAUGUUAACGAA